AUGGCGCUUAACGAGAGCUUAAUGACGCUUACUUCUUUUCCGGCUAUAGAUGAAGAUCACGACCGGUUUCACCAAACUCGUAAUUCUCUGUCAAGAUUGUCCAUUUGCACGAGCUCUGUUCACGACAACGACGAAGACAGAGUCACAAAGAAGAAUCAGACAGAGAGUGAUUUAGCGUCGGAGAGUUUCGACGGAGCGGAAGCUGACGGAGAAGUUUCCGACGACGGAGGAGGAGGAAAAGAGAACGUUCCAGAGUGGGAUUCGGACAAAGAAACACCACGUUUUUACUCACUUCCGUUGAAUCCAUCUCGCCGGAGAAAAAAGUUCCCAGUUUCCGGCGAGUCAGAUUCGAAUGAGAGUGGCAAAAAGUGUAAUUUACGGAGGCUAAGAAAGGAAAAGAAGAAAAAAGGAUUUAACGGCGUUGACGGAGGAAGUGACGGUGGUGGAGGAUUGGGAUUAACGGUGUUAACUAGGGCUAAAGGAGGAGAGAAAUCGUUGAGGAUGGGUUUAGAAGAAGUGAAAGCUUGUAGAGAUCUCGGGUUCGAAUUAGAAGUUCCGGGUCGGAUCUCUGCGUCAAAUUUCGAUACUCAGACCAGUAGUGGCGGCAACUCGCCGAUCGCCACGUGGCGUAUCUCCAGUCCCGGUGAUGAUCCAAAGGAGGUUAAGGCGAGAUUGAAAGUGUGGGCACAAGCUGUAGCUUUAGCUUCUUCGUCACGUCAAGCUUAG
Arabis nemorensis is the source of this 726-nucleotide messenger RNA. The record is from the annotation of a GenBank genome assembly. NCBI's taxonomy places the organism in Eukaryota, Viridiplantae, Streptophyta, Magnoliopsida, Brassicales, Brassicaceae.